AUCAUGUCUGAGAGUAGAGGAUAUGUUAUGUAGUGAACCAUUCACCUCUAUCAUGUCUGAGAGUAGAGUAUAUGUUAUGUAGUGAGCCAUUCUGGGAGUAGGGAGUCUAGUGUUACGCACAUCACCUGAACCCAGGUUGCACAUAGAAAGCAUCAGUAGAGUUAGAAGUCAUUGUCACACACUCGUGUUUGUUAUAUUUACCUGCCUAUAGUCUCCCUAAUAACAGGUCACAACAGUGUGAACUAAGUUUGAAAAGUUGAUGGUGUGUGUCCAUUUGAAGUGGUUGUUGUAGCGUUCCAUUCCAGUUGUACUUGGAGUGACUGUCUUUGAAUGACAAACCCACAAAUUAAUGCUCUGAAAAUAAUUGUGUUUUGUUGUUUAACCUCAUUUAUCCCUAACCUAUGACUGUAUCACACACAACUAGGCCUACUUCGUGUUCCUAUUGGUGGAGAGGUUCUAGAGCAGACACCACUGGGGUAUAGACAUUCUGUAUAUUUCCUGUUAUUUGAAGGCUCAGUUUAGUUGUGAUGUGAAGAUCUUGUAUUAGCAGGAUGUCUGCACUCUGUCUGUGUUGUGAAGUCUUCCUCUGCCUUCUUUGCUGCACCUUGGCUGAGAAAGAGAGCAAGGGACUGCUGGUCCGAAAGCAGGAGGGAGACACUGUGACCAUCCACUGCAGCACCUCUCUGCCAGACCAAGAAAACCUGGGUGUGUCCAUGCGCCUAACAAAAGAGAUUCUAGUCCUCUACUUUCACCAGGCAACAAAAAAAUUAACCCUCCACGAGAGGUUCAAACUCAGAUUGACGACUAAUGGAAGACUCAACAAAAUGGACAUCACCAUCACAAACCUGACCAUAGAAGACUCUGGGGCCUACUGGUGUGUGUACGGUGUUUAUAAGAAAAACAAGAUUGAGAAGACUGAGGGGGAAGGAGCUGUUUUGCUGGUGGUGAAUGAUGAGGAGUGUGACCAGAAUGACACAUCCUCAGGGCUAGGAAUGUCCUGGUAUCUGGUCCUGGUCUCAGCUGUCACUGCUGGCUCUGUGCUUCUCCUGAGUCUGCUCAUCCUCUUCAUCUGGGUCAUCCCCAGGUUAAAGGCAUGGCGUGCAACGAUUAGACCAACACAGGGCAAGAGUAGCGAUGUCUAUGAAGACAUGCGCACCACCAUCAGACGUGCACACCCCCCUCAGAUGGGUUAUUAGUGAUGUUGCACGGCAGCCAUCUUUAAUUUUGGCACCAACCUAAGACAGGUUGCUACGGGUGUUGCACAGCAGCCAUCUUUACUUUGGGCACGACCUUCGGACAGCUUGUUACUGAUGAUGCACGGCAGCCAUCUUUAAUUUGGGUCCAAAUGGAAGCUCAUGUCAGCUGACUAGGAGACAAUUAUGUAAACAUACUGUAAUACAUGAUGUCAAUGAAGGACUUUGAAAGAUAUAUUCUCAGGUUGUGUUAAGUAGCAAGGGCUUGCAUCAAUGAUGUACUCUUAUGUCAGUCAUUCAACCUCAAGGUAAGAUACCUAUAUACUGUAGCUACUUAAGUACACAGCAUUGUAUGUGACUGACAUCACACAUUGUAAAUGGUUGUUCAUACAGAGGUUUGUUAUAGUCCUUGACCCUGACGUAGCAGGUAGAAUUUGAGUCUUGUAAUUACAACCACAAUUUAACUUGAAAAUAGCACUGAUUGCUGUGCAUGGAAUUUCAUUGUCUUUAGCUGUACAUUCUAUUUUUCUUUAUAGAUUGACAAUAUCUUUUUUAACAACUUUUAAAUGUUGAAUUGAUUCUCUAUUGUAUAUAUAUUUUUUAACAUAUUUGAUGGCUUUGGGCCUAUGCCUAUUUUUCAGGCACCAGGCAACUUUUACUGCUAUUUUAUUGUAAUACUUUUGCAUUCUUUAGUUCCUGUACUGAUCAUGUUGUUCCUGUAAUGAUAGUCAAUUUUUUAUAAUAAAUGAGUCAAAAGACUAACA
Molecule: messenger RNA, 1957 nt
Organism: Oncorhynchus kisutch (coho salmon)
Lineage: Eukaryota; Metazoa; Chordata; Actinopteri; Salmoniformes; Salmonidae
Exons: 4
Coding region: 552-1196 (214 amino acids)
Biological process (GO): adaptive immune response
Cellular component (GO): membrane
Molecular function (GO): signaling receptor activity
Source: RefSeq, a predicted model, not a curated record